CACGUGGAUUCAACAUGGCCGGGUUUGUGGACCUGAACAUUCCCUACUUGCCGGAGAAGGAGUCGUUGCAGAAGUUGGUGGAAUCUGCCGCGCACCUUGGCUAUUCAACUGUAGCAAUCAAUUACAUCGUUGACUAUGAAGAAAAGAAAAAGGAUAUCGUCAAACCAAUAUCUCCCACAGAAUUGUUUCCAGACUUGCCUCUUGUGCAGGGCAAAUCCAAGCCAAUUAGGAUUUUAUCACGACUGACACUGGUUGUUUCUGAUCCAUCGCAUUGCAACAUUCUAAGAGCAACAUCUACAAACAUAAAAUUUUACGACAUCUUUGCUGUUUUUCCUAAGAAUGGGAAACUCUUUCAUGCGGCUUGCACAACCUUAGAUGUAGACCUCGUGUGCAUCAACGUAACAGAAAAGCUACCUUUCUACAUCAAGAGACCGUCUGUUAAUGUGGCAAUAGAUCGAGGCAUCUACUUUGAACUCCUUUAUGUGCCUGCCAUCAAAGACUCCACCAUGAGAAGAUACACGGUUUCAAACGCACUCAGCCUGAUGCAGAUCUGCCGCGGGAAGAAUAUCAUUCUAUCCAGCGGAGCAGAAAGGCCUCUCCAACUGCGAGGUCCAUAUGAUGUGGCUAACCUAGGGUGGCUCUUUGGCCUGUCACAAAGCAAUGCGAAGGCAGCUGUUUCAACGAAUGCCCGAGCAGCCCUGCUUCAUGGAGAAGCCAGGAAGACUGCCUUCGGAGUGGUGUACACAAAGAAGAAACCUCGAACUCCAGAAGAUGACGACUCUACUCCAGUCAGUAAAAAAGCCAAGACGGCAUUGUGACAAUCCAGUUCUUCUAUGGAGCACCUGGCGUCCCACCCACAGCUCCAUGCUGCCACCCUUGAAUGUUUGGAUGAGAAGAGGAUGUUGCCUUAUUAUGUUUAAAUUCGUGGUGGCUAAGCCAUAAUAGAGUUACAUGGAGUGUCUUGGUGGGGGACAUUGAAGAUAAGAGUGCAGGUGGGGCAGAAAUACUGCUUCUCAGCUGCCAGCAGAGGGUAGCAAGUUAAAGUUUUCAAUCCAUGGUGGAUCAUGUGUAUACCUGCACUCCUUUUUAUUAUGAAGACAUUCUACCAAAGGCUUCUUUUAUGUCCUGUUGCUGUCUCCAAUGUUCGAAACGUUACUAGGGAUGGAAAUUCCCUAGCUAGACUGCUUAAUCUUCCUUACAUCUCUUUCAUCAGAUUCUGUACGCAUGAUCAAAUGGUGACAAUUUGAAGGCUACAGAUGUGAGCCCUGGGCUGCGGAGCUGUGAGUGCUCCGUCUUCUUCGUGCCCUUGUGAGGAAGUUGCACCCACAGCCCAUGUCGCUAUAAGUUGCUGGCAAUUUCUUACCAUCCCCACCACAGAGCAAAUCAAUCAUCUGGAGCAUUUGUGUCACUUGUCCCAAGAAUACUGUACUGUAGGUAGCAGUAGCUAUGACUGCCUUAUAAAGCGUUGACACACCAGCUUUAGGAUGAGAAGAGACGGGGAGGAAAGUGGGGGCAACUGUUGUGUGUUUCCAGGGCAGGGCAGUGAGAAGCUGUCCCUGAGAGAAGAUUGUAGGAUUCAGCCGCAGGACUGAAACGUAAGCAGCCAGCGGGAAUCUGUGAUCGAAGACUCGCCCAGGCCCUUUCUGUCUCAUUAUCUUAGCAUGUCUAUUCUACCAUGUGACCUCCUUCAUUUCCACUAUUUCCUAAGGGCAAUUCUAAUUGGCUUUCUCACCUUUUUAGCGUGUUAAAUUGAGGUCCUAGCUAGAUGCCAGGGUGGCAGACUUGUGUUUGAGAACACAAGCCACCAGCAAACUGAUCAGACAAAAAUGUGUGGGUGGAGAGAGGAUUUCAUGCCAAGAAGUGGGUGGGGGUGGAAAGGAGGCAGGCGCUGCUCUUCUUCCGUCUGGAUUCCAAGCCCAGAAAGCAAACCAUGCAAGGAGGAAAGUGUGUACAGGCAGUUUUGGGAAGGGGGGGGGUUUCAGCACCUCUUCCCUCCUUAUGCUUCUCCAUUUUAAUUGUCGUCCUCGUCCUCCUCCUUGCACCCACAACCUCCUGCUUCAUACCCAUCCAGCACAUCCCUCGCUUUCCAGCAUGUGGGUAGCGCCGCUGUCAAAGCUAACUAGACCCUGAUAACAAACUAGCAAAUUGCUGAGAAGGACAUCCGCGGUGGUCGUGCUGUGUCCCGAAGGCCUGCUGGUUUGUGGACAUUGACAGGCAAUGCUGUUUGUAGUCUGUAGCCCUGAAAGCACCGAACCCUUGGAAUGCUAACUAACGUUAUUGGGAUUGCUUGCGACUUGAAGGGGCUCCAGGUUUGUAGUUGCAGCUUCAGAAAUAUUUCAGAUUUAUUUUGCAAUUGAUGUACGUAGCCUGAAACAUUUCCUCAGAACUGGCAUGGUUUGGCUUUGAUUUUUUUUUAAAAAAUAAAUUAAACAUCUUUAAAAGAUGUUUACUUUACAGUAUGUCUCCCGCUCUCUUUCUCUCUCUACCAACUUUCCCUCUUUAAUUACUUGUUCCGUAUCCGUUAUAAAACUCUGUAAGACGAUAGAGGAUCGUAGAAUCAGGAGCAGAGCCAGACCCAGUGGUGGAUGGGAUGUAGUCAACUUCGCUCACUUCAAACUGUUGAAAACGUGACCUUUAAAGAUUCUUCCCAGCCUACCCAAUGCUUCUGUGACCCAGUUCAUAACUUUCAAGGCACCUGCUAGCAAGUCAGAAACAGUUUUCUUUGUGUUUAUUAAAAAUUUCAUCUCACUUCUUCCAUCCUACAUGGCAUAUUCAGAUAAAUCAGGGGCAGGCAAUG
This is a messenger RNA of Elgaria multicarinata webbii, 2797 nucleotides long. It is a transcript of the gene RPP30, whose product is annotated as ribonuclease P/MRP subunit p30. Gene Ontology annotation, cellular component: nucleolar ribonuclease P complex; ribosome. Gene Ontology annotation, molecular function: structural constituent of ribosome; RNA binding. Bases 15 to 818 code for a protein of 267 amino acids. Lineage: Eukaryota; Metazoa; Chordata; Lepidosauria; Squamata; Anguidae. The transcript is spliced from 11 exons. The record is from RefSeq and is a predicted model, not a curated record. Gene Ontology annotation, biological process: tRNA processing; translation.